Messenger RNA from Acipenser ruthenus (sterlet), 1470 nucleotides. RefSeq names its product NADH:ubiquinone oxidoreductase core subunit V1 (gene ndufv1). Gene Ontology annotation, molecular function: NADH dehydrogenase (ubiquinone) activity; 4 iron, 4 sulfur cluster binding; NAD binding. Gene Ontology annotation, biological process: mitochondrial electron transport, NADH to ubiquinone. Lineage: Eukaryota; Metazoa; Chordata; Actinopteri; Acipenseriformes; Acipenseridae. The record is from RefSeq and is a predicted model, not a curated record.
UAAAUCCUGGAGGACCGUGAAACGCGCAGCCGCUCUAGAACGCGGAGAGAGAGAGUCUCUAUGGUGUUUCCGGUGCCGAGAGAAGGUCGUUUCCUGCGGGCUCUGCUGUUUGCAGGAUUGAGCGUUCUGCAUGAUGUUCGCGGUGGUUCGUCGGAUUAUCCUGGGUUCGGGACUCCGGACCCAGCCUCCUCUGCACCGUGCGGGCUGGUUCUGACCCGAUCCAACAGCACCGCAGCGCAGCAGGACAAACCCAAGAAGACUCAUUUUGGGCCCCUGAAGGAUCAGGAUCGGAUCUUCACUAACCUGUACGGCCGUCACGACUGGAGGUUGAAGGGGGCGCAGUCUCGGGGUGACUGGUUCAAGACGAAGGAGAUUCUUCUGAAGGGUCCGGAGUGGAUCCUGCAGGAGGUGAAGGUGUCGGGGCUGCGAGGGAGAGGAGGCGCCGGCUUCCCUACAGGCAUGAAGUGGGGCUUCAUGAACAAGCCCAGCGACGGCCGUCCCAAGUACCUGGUUGUGAAUGCGGGAGGGGAGCCCGGGACGUGCAAGGACAGAGAGAUCCUGCGGCACGACCCUCACAAGCUGGUGGAAGGCUGUCUGGUGGCCGGCAGAGCGAUGAGCGCGGCCGCUUACAUCUACAUCCGAGGAGAGUUCUACAACGAGGCGUCCAACCUGCAGGUUGCAGUCAGGGAGGCGUACGAGGCGGGUCUGAUUGGACGGGACGCCUGUGGCUCUGGGUUUGAUUUCGACGUGGUCGUGGUUCGGGGGGCGGGAGCGUACAUCUGCGGGGAGGAGACGGCCCUGAUCGAGUCUCUGGAGGGGAAGCAGGGCAAACCCCGACUCAAACCACCCUUCCCAGCCGACGUGGGAGUGUUCGGCUGCCCCACCACGGUCGCCAACGUGGAGACGGUCGCCGUGGCGCCCACGAUCUGUCGCCGGGGCGGCAGCUGGUUCCUGGGCUUCGGACGCGAGAGGAACUCGGGUACGAAACUGUUCAACAUCUCGGGACACGUGAACCACCCCUGCACCGUGGAGGAGGAGAUGAGCCUGCCACUGAAAGAGCUGAUCGAGAGACACGCAGGCGGGGUGAUUGGCGGCUGGGAUAACCUGCUGGCUGUGAUCCCGGGAGGCUCCUCCACGCUCAUCCCUCGCUCGGUGUGCGAUGAUGUCAUGAUGGAUUUCGACGCGCUGGUGCAGGCUCAGACCGGGCUGGGCACCGCGGCGGUGAUCGUCAUGAACAAAUCCACGGACAUCGUGCGGGCGAUCGCUCGCCUCAUCGAGUUCUACAAGCAUGAGAGCUGUGGACAGUGCACCCCCUGCAGGGAGGGAGUUGACUGGAUGAAUACGAUGAUGUGGCGCUUUGUGAAGGGAGACGCUCGCGUCUCCGAGAUCGACAUGAUCUGGGAAAUCAGCAAGCAGAUCGAGGGGCACACCAUCUGCGCGCUGGGAGACGGGGCCGCCUGGCCAGUACAG